GAACAACCAUACCUUCAGAGGUACCACAACUUACUACCGAACUUCCCGAUGGCAUCUAUCCAAGUACCAAACACCACCGAGACGGAGCACAAUGAGAUCUACCAGCAGUUUGCCGAGACGGGCAAGGUUGAUCCAGCGGUGCCCGAGCAUGAGGAGAAGUUCCGCAAGGUCCCCAGUACGGCAGGGGUAGACGAUUACGAUGACUAUCACGUACGGGUGUGCGCUGCUAAGCGCACCCUGCUCAUCAAGCACUGGCUGAUCAUCCACCCGUCGCUGGAGAUCGACCUCGACCGUGUCAUCUAUAUCCUGCCUGCAGCGAACGCGGCCAAGUCAGGGGUCACCUCGUGGGGCGUGGGCGCAACGGGCGUCGGAUGGGCACGCGACUUCCACCGUGUAUUCUCGCGAUCGAAGAGCGUGGAGAACUCGUAUGUGUGCAAGUACCGUGACGCGUGGCUCGGUCACCGUGUCGGCUUCACAGUGGAGGACCCGGCCAAGUUCCUCCAGACACUCGAGAAGCUCGAGCCAGGAAUCACCACACGAGUACAUGAUGAGCAGGUGUAUCAUCCCGAGCCACCAAAGGCUGCUGAGCCAGAGCGGCCGACAGAGGAAGGGCAGGGGACGGAGAUCCAAGUGGGGGAGUAAUGGACCAUGAGUUUGUAAUGGGUUGAUGGGAUACUGUGUCGGACUGAGCGAAACCACUAGCUCAGUAGUUAUUCCUUACUCUGUUUGAUGCACAUGUAUGAUAGGGCAUAUCCAUGAGCCGUAGUCCAAGCAUCAAUGUACAUACCACGAACCUGAGACCUGA
Molecule: messenger RNA, 805 nt
Organism: Dacryopinax primogenitus
Lineage: Eukaryota; Fungi; Basidiomycota; Dacrymycetes; Dacrymycetales; Dacrymycetaceae
Exons: 1
Coding region: 49-642 (197 amino acids)
Source: RefSeq, a predicted model, not a curated record